AUGGCAAGUAAACAGGAAGAAAUAUCAAACUAUAGCGUUGUAAGACGUAUAGGUGCUGGUAGAUUCGGGGAAGUAUUUCAAGUUAGACACAAGAAAACCGGGGAUUUAUACUGCUGGAAGGUUGUAGCAUAUAAGGGCCUCAGCGAAAAGGAAAAGGAACAGCUUGUAAUGGAAGUCAAUGUGAUGCGACAACUAAAACAUCCUAAUAUUGUCAGAUACGUCGAUAGAAUCAUCGAUAAAAAAAAACAAUUACUUUAUAUCUUAAUGGAAUAUUGUGAUGCAGGUGAUCUGGCUGAAAAUAUGCGUCAAUGUCAUAAACACUACCAAAUUGUCAACGAGCAAGUCAUAUUUGAUAUCGCUUUGCAACUGAUAUUUGCUCUGGCCUAUUGUCAUAAUUGCAAAUUAGGUUCAAAGGAUGGGAAGGUACUGCACAGAGACCUGAAACCUCAAAAUAUCUUUUUGUCUACAAACUAUAAAGAUACUCUCAAAAAAAGUUAUACAUUUAAGAUUGGCGAUUUUGGUCUUUGUAGACACAUAGGCACAUGCUCUUUUGCACAUUCAUGUGUAGGAACACCUUACUAUUGGUGUCCAGAACUGUUGUUAUCAAACAACAAAAAUUAUGAUGAUAAAAUGGAUAUGUGGGCUUUAGGUUGUGUUUUAUAUGAAUUAUCCGCAGGUAAAACACCUUUCCAUUAUACUACAACUCUGGCUGAAUUGACACAGGAAAUGAGACAAGGUGUCCCCCUUCCACUAUCUUAUAGGAGCGAUAAACUCAAUUCAUUAUUAUAUGCUCUUUUACAAAAGGAUCCAAAUAAUAGGGCAAGUGCUAUGCAAUGUUUAGGUUAUUCAUUUUGGAAAAAACCUACUAUGGAACUCUUUCUGAACACUCUAAACUAUAAUGACAAACUCAAAAUGUGUCAAAAUAUUGAUUUUAAAGAAGAAAAAAUUGAUGAUGAAACGCCACAAAAUAUUGAUAUAUCGCAUAAAAUAAAACGACCUACGUCUCGUUCACUCACUCUAAUAACUCCCAACAACAAGCGUACAAAUGAUUGGUACACUCUUCUACUGAAUGCAGGAAAAGAAGCAACAAAACAUGAAGAUGUGCCAAAAUCACAAAAUGUUAGAACAAAUCGCUAUGUAGAAACAACAAAAAUUCCAAGGAAUAACAUUCUUAUCUGCAAAAAUGAAAUUAUUAAACGUGAUAAUAGAAAUUGUACUCAUUGUAUUGAUGGAACCUUGAAUAAUUAUGAUAUAAAUGAAAAUGAAAUAACAAGAUGGAAGCACGGAUCAGAACCCACGAGGGUAAAGGGUUUAAAAUCUACAAUGAGAAACGUAACAUAUAUAUCCAGAAGAAACACUGAUGGAAAUGUCAAUAGAAAGCCAAUGAAAUACGAUAAUAUUAUUACAAAUGAACUCUCAAAACAGUAUAUGCAAAGGCAAAGAACCCUGGUGUCUGUAAACAACAUCCAAGACUAUGGUAUAUCGUCAAAAAGGUACGAUAGAAGUGAAAUUGAUGGUCAAGGAUCGACACCGGUAAAUAGCUUCUUGGAUAAUGCGUUGAACACUAGGGAUGAACAGUCUAGUUUUGAAGCAAGAUUCACAAAAGCAGAUCAUAGUGAUACAUCAGAUGACAGUAUAACAACAAAACUCGAGGAUUAUGAUUCACUUUAUCUCGGAAAUUGUAAUAAAAGAACCAUAAAAGGAUUUGAUUUAAAUGUUAGAAAUUUUAUCUAA
Molecule: messenger RNA, 1734 nt
Organism: Theileria equi strain WA
Lineage: Eukaryota; Apicomplexa; Aconoidasida; Piroplasmida; Theileriidae
Product: protein kinase domain containing protein
Exons: 3
Coding region: 1-1734 (577 amino acids)
Biological process (GO): protein phosphorylation; chromosome segregation
Cellular component (GO): nucleus; centrosome; cytoplasm
Molecular function (GO): ATP binding; protein kinase activity
Source: RefSeq, a predicted model, not a curated record